AUGGAAUCUCCCACUCAAGUCUCGCCAUUAACACCGCAUGAAGCGGAGGCCUCACAGGGCAUCCCGCCCGACGCGCUGAAUGAGCUGAACGAACAUCUUUCUUACCCCGCGCCGUCCGAAGUUACGGUGCCACUAGCCUCGUCCUCGGCAUCCUCUGCGCAGCCACGAACAAUUCUCAGGGACAGAUUAUACGUUGGGAAUCUCCACCCGACCGUGGACGAAUAUGCCCUAUUGCAAUUGUUCUCGAAAUUCGGCAAGGUCUCGAAGCUCGACUACCUCUUCCACAAGGCCGGCCCGCUCAAGGGCAAACCGAGGGGCUACGCGUUCGUGGAAUACUCCAACAGAGACGACGCGGAGAAGGCGCUAGCGCACGCGCACGACAAGCUCGUCCGAGGCCGCAAGCUCGUCGUCACGUACGCGAACCAAGCGCCACUUGACGCUUCGGGCGCGCAGGGCCCUGCGUCCAAGUAUCGCCGGCCGGUCAGCGACGUCGGCAAGCCCACGACGCUCAGCAUGCUGAAGAGCGCGGGUGCAGGGCGAUCGAACGCAACCGAUGCCAAAAUCGCGCGCAUGGAAGCGAAGCUACGACAGCUCGAGACUACCUCCGCCGCCGCCGAGGACUCCAGUGGUGCAAGCGCGGGUGCGGGCGCGUCCUUGUCCGGACACCCUUCGCUACCGCCCAAACCUGUCUCGGGGCCCAUCAUUCCCACAUCACGGCGUGCGCCCACAAAUGCUGCGUCGGCACCGGCACCCUCCCGCGACAGGGGGCGAGGGCGGCCUCUGCCCAUUCUCCCCAUCAAGCCGGCCAUCCAAACGACCAGCAGACCGGCGAAUACACCGCUUGCGACGUCCUCGAUGUCUACCCCAUCACCCCCGCGCGCUCCGCCCUCUCGGAAGCCGGCGCUGACAGGUGUACGUAUGGUGAAGAGCAAACCCAACAAGAGCAGCGGGUGA
This is a messenger RNA of Trametes versicolor FP-101664 SS1, 954 nucleotides long. RefSeq names its product RNA-binding domain-containing protein. The transcript has 4 exons. The record is from RefSeq and is a predicted model, not a curated record. Gene Ontology annotation, molecular function: RNA binding. Bases 1 to 954 code for a protein of 317 amino acids. Lineage: Eukaryota; Fungi; Basidiomycota; Agaricomycetes; Polyporales; Polyporaceae.